GCUGCCCUCCUCUCCGACCACCAUUUGUGCCAGCGGGGGCAUCGUGCUGUCUGCGGCUAUGGCGGGCGAGUACCGGCUGCUGCUGGCAAAUGCCCGGCAACUGGUGCUGGUGUGCGGCCACGGCGAGCAGUACUUGCUGCGGGAGGGCAUGGCGAGGCUGGACGUGCUGCACGAUGCCAGCCUGGUAGUGGGGCUAGAUGGUUAUAUAAAAGCCGUGGGCCCGGCAGAUGCUAUCCGCCGCCGCUUUGCAGGAGCAACGUUUGAAAGUCAAAUUGACUGCACUGGGAAGUGCAUAUUGCCAGGCCUGGUGGAUGCGCAUACACAUCCUGUGUGGGCUGGUGAUAGGGUGCAUGAGUUUGCAAUGAAGCUUGCAGGUGCUUCCUAUAUGGAAAUCCACCAGGCUGGAGGAGGAAUACAUUUCACCGUGGAACACACCCGGAAGGCCACAGAAGAGCUGUUCACUACUUUCAAACACCGACUUGAACGCAUGUGCAGAGCAGGAUCUACUUUGGUUGAGUGCAAGAGCGGAUAUGGCUUGAACUUAGAAACAGAACUCAAAAUGCUGAGAGUGAUUGAACGUGCUAGGCAGUCCAUGGAUAUUGGCAUUUCUUCAACUUACUGUGGAGCUCAUUCUGUGCCAAAAGGGAAAACUGCUACUGAGGCCACAGAUGACAUUAUUAAUAACCAGCUCCCUAAACUGAAAGAACUCCAACAAAGUGGUGAAAUACAUGUUAACAAUAUAGAUGUGUUCUGUGAGAAGGGAGUGUUUGAUCUGGAUUCUACCAGGAGAAUUCUUCAAGCUGGAAAAGAUACAGGUUUACAGAUUAACUUCCAUGGUGAUGAACUCCAUCCGAUGAAAUCUGCAGAGCUUGGAGCUGAGCUAGGAGCCCAAGCUAUCAGCCACCUAGAAGAAGUUAGUGAUGAAGGAAUUGCAGCAAUGGCAAAAGCUAAGUGUGCAGCUGUCCUUCUGCCAACCACUGCCUACAUGCUAAGACUGAAGCAACCUCAAGCCAGAAAAAUGUUAGAUGAAGGAGUUAUUGUUGCUCUUGGCAGUGAUUUUAAUCCUAACGCAUACUGUUUUUCAAUGCCUAUGGUGAUGCAUCUGGCUUGUGUAAACAUGAAGAUGUCAAUGAAUGAAGCCCUAGCAGCUGCCACCAUUAAUGCAGCUUACGCUCUGGGAAAAUCAGACACACAUGGUUCCAUAGAGAUUGGCAAGCAGGGGGAUCUUGUUAUUAUAAAUUCAUCAAGGUGGGAGCACUUGAUAUACCAGUUUGGGGGACAUCAAACAUUGAUCGACUAUGUUAUAAUUAAAGGAAAAGUUGUCUAUAAAAAUGACAGCUGUGAUAUGAUGAGCAGUUACUGAAAGAAGACAAUCAUUUACAUGGAUUAUUUCAAAGCGACAGACAAAUCAGAUUUGUAUUUACUAGUAAAUUGUUUCACUACUUAUCUUACCACCCAUUUUAUUCAAAUGAACUUUAUCAAGCAAAAAAAAACCCCAAAUCAUCAAUGAGAUCUAUUUGAAUUAAGACAGUUUCCUGAAUAUUUCAAUCUGUAAAAUUUGAGAUAAAUAAAUAAAACCACAAAACCAA
Tympanuchus pallidicinctus (lesser prairie-chicken) is the source of this 1589-nucleotide messenger RNA. It is a transcript of the gene AMDHD1, whose product is annotated as amidohydrolase domain containing 1. The record is from RefSeq and is a predicted model, not a curated record. Bases 59 to 1363 code for a protein of 434 amino acids. Gene Ontology annotation, molecular function: imidazolonepropionase activity. NCBI's taxonomy places the organism in Eukaryota, Metazoa, Chordata, Aves, Galliformes, Phasianidae. The transcript has 9 exons. Gene Ontology annotation, cellular component: cytoplasm.